Molecule: messenger RNA, 618 nt
Organism: Ficedula albicollis (Collared flycatcher)
Lineage: Eukaryota; Metazoa; Chordata; Aves; Passeriformes; Muscicapidae
Product: mitogen-activated protein kinase 7-like
Exons: 3
Coding region: 1-618 (205 amino acids)
Biological process (GO): intracellular signal transduction; cell surface receptor signaling pathway; protein phosphorylation
Cellular component (GO): nucleus; cytoplasm
Molecular function (GO): protein serine/threonine kinase activity; ATP binding
Source: RefSeq, a predicted model, not a curated record
AUGUCGGACCCCGCCCCCGAGGACGGCCCCGCCCCCCGGGACGCCCCCGGGCCGCUGGCGCUGCUCAAGGCGCGGGCGCUCGACGUCACCUUCGAGGUGGGCGACGAGUACGAGAUCAUCGAGACCAUCGGCACCGGCGCCUACGGCGUGGUCAGCUCGGCGCGGCGGCGGGACACAGGAUUGGCCAAACCCAACGAUUGGCCAAACCCCUUCAGCUACGUCGUUCUUGACCUGAUGGAGAGCGACCUCCACCAAAUCAUCCACUCGGCGCAGCCGCUGACGCUGGAGCACGUCCGCUACUUCCUCUACCAACUCCUCCGCGGCCUCAAGUACAUCCACUCGGCCAACGUCCUCCACCGCGACCUCAAGCCCAGCAACCUGCUGGUCAACGAGAACUGCGAGCUCAAGAUCGGCGACUUCGGCAUGGCGCGCGGCCUGGGCGCCGACCCGCGCCAGGCCAAGGCCUUCCUCACCGAGUACGUGGCCACGCGCUGGUACCGCGCGCCGGAGCUGCUGCUCUCGCUGCACCGCUACACGCGCGCCAUCGACAUGUGGUCGGUCGGCUGCAUCUUCGCCGAGAUGCUCGGCCGCCGGCCGCUCUUCCCCGGCCUUGUUUGA